AUGGUUCCUAAUUGUGUAAAUAGUCAACUGCUUGAUGUUGGAAGCCUUGAUCACCUUUUACCUCAUGAAAUGAAAAUAAAAGAUAAAAAAUUGGAAAUUUGCAUUGUGCUUAAGAAACCUGCUAUGUCAGCUCCAUCAUUCUCCAGUGUUGGUAAUGAAUUAAAGAGAUCAAGUGUGAAGUCAGUGAAUCAGUUAUUAGAUUCAAAGGGAGAGAGACUAGAUUCAUAUGUAGUAGGUUUAAGUUAUGAUGGUCUCAUUGGAAGUAUGUAUUAUUAUUUUCGACUAAAAUUUACUCAAAUUUCUUCUGGAUAUAUUAGAGAAGACCUUGGAAGCCCACAACUAAAAAGAUUGCUUAGUAGGGAAGAAAUUCAUGAUGAGUACCAUUUGCUCAAGGCUACACAUUCUACGGGUAAUACAUUCAUAGCUAUGGUGAAUAAUGGUAUUAAUACUUCAUACAUGUAG
Molecule: messenger RNA, 462 nt
Organism: Entrophospora sp. SA101
Lineage: Eukaryota; Fungi; Glomeromycota; Glomeromycetes; Entrophosporales; Entrophosporaceae
Source: the annotation of a GenBank genome assembly